Molecule: messenger RNA, 2822 nt
Organism: Bufo bufo (common toad)
Lineage: Eukaryota; Metazoa; Chordata; Amphibia; Anura; Bufonidae
Product: aquaporin-5-like
Exons: 4
Coding region: 132-950 (272 amino acids)
Biological process (GO): transmembrane transport
Cellular component (GO): apical plasma membrane; plasma membrane
Molecular function (GO): water channel activity
Source: RefSeq, a predicted model, not a curated record
UCUUCUCCACCUCUAAUCCAGCUUGUCACCUGCACAAAUAUAUAAACUGACAACCCUACUUAUAACUUUACACAGCUGCAAGGACAAGAAAUCAACGACAACUUUUCAACUGUAUUUCAAACUUCUUCAAAAUGAGGAGAGAACUUUGUUCAUUAUCCUUUUACAGGGCUGUAUUUGCCGAAUUCCUAGCCACCUUGAUCUUUGUGUUUUUUGGACUGGGCUCUGCUCUGAGAUGGCCAGCUGCUCUGCCAACAGUGCUACAGAUCUCAUUGGCCUUUGGUUUGGUGAUAGGUACAAUGGUCCAGACAGUGGGACACAUCAGUGGAGCUCAUAUAAAUCCAGCAGUCUCGUUUGCCUUCGUUCUUGGAUCUCAAAUUUCAAUAUUGAGAGGUAUUUUCUAUAUCAUUGCCCAGAUUCUGGGAGGAUUGGCUGGGGCUGGUAUCCUAUAUGCUGUGGUUCCACCACCUAUCCGAGGAAACCUUGCAAUCAACACACUCAGUAACAAUACGACUCCAGGGGUUGGUUUCGUCGUUGAGAUGAUCCUUACCUUUCAACUGGUUUUGUGCAUCUUUGCAUGUACUGACAGUCGCAGGACUGAUAAUAUAGGCUCUGCAGCCAUAUCUAUUGGCCUUUCUGUUACUUUGGGUCACCUUGUUGGGAUAUACUUCACUGGUUGCUCAAUGAAUCCUGCACGCUCAUUUUCUCCAGCAGUCAUAGUGAGAAGUUUUCGCAAUCACUGGGUCUUCUGGAUUGGGCCAUUAGCAGGUGGUGCGAUAGCCGCUUUAGUAUAUAAUUACAUUCUCUAUCCAAACGUAAGAUCGCCCAGGGAGAAGCUGGCCAUACUUAUAGGUACCGAUGAGCCAUCAAAUGCCUGGAGUGAGGAUCUUGAACAGCACAAGAGACACUCUUUGGAGUGUCCUGACCGUGUAAAUAAGCCAUUCUCUAUGUAACGAGAAAGGGUGACAUAGUAAUUGGACAAUGUCUUUCAAUAGCAAAGCCGGGGUUAUCAUGCCAAAAAGCUGUUGAUAUUUGGAAAUCCAAAAUUUCUCUGUCGUUCUGCUAUGCCAAAGCACAGAUGGGUUUGGUAUUCUUUUAUAUUAGAUACUGACCUUGCUGAAAAGCAAAGCUUAAUUUAUUAAUGAAAUGCAGUUUAAACAUCGGUAAGUGUUAUCUAUGCUUUAACAAGCAUGUUGGUUCAAAUUGGUACCAGUCCAACAAUCAGAAUGGACUCCGUAGCGGCAUAAAUCACUGUAAUCAUAAUAACUGUAUAGUGCUACCAAAUACUAGUAGUGGCUAAGAAGACCAUUAAGUACACCAUUGCAUUACUUCAAGCUUUCAUGCUUGAAGUUUUAGCACUAGACCCCAUGUACAAAGGUUAACUUUGGCCCACCACCUAAUAACCUUACAUAUGCAAUGACAUCACAACGCAUUGAUGUAGUCUUUUCCAUAGUAAAUAUCUCCAUCUAGCAUGAAUAACUAUCAUGUGCCUAUGGACUGACCCAAAAUAGUGUUAGUAUUCUCUUAUAUGGAACCAGGGCUUCUGAGACCAAAAGACUACAUGUCCUGGUUGUGAUUGCUACUUUGAAACAAUUAUCAAAAUUGUUAAAACUGCUGCUUAAUAAACUUAUAGAAAAUGCAACAUUCGUUUUUACCCUUAUAUUAUAGUUCUCUUUUCAGUCAUAACUAGGUUUGGUUUACGUGGGGCAACAGUCCUGCUCUUACCCUGUAUCUAAAUACCCUUACCAAGGCAGAGUGGUCUGUUGGAGACUCUUGGCACCCAGAACCCAACCAGAUAACCUCACUACACUCCUGCAAAAUAAUGCCCUGCAGUGUGCAUCCAACAAACUGUUUAUUAUUUUUUGAACAAAAUCUGAUUAAUAAUGCAAAAUGAGAUGGAAAUCAGCACAGUGUCUUACUAGCUCUGAUCUCAGAAUUGAUGCCUAGGGGGCCGCCCAAGCCCUCCUCUCUGCCCCUGAACGGGUGCAUAAUGAGCCAGCGACCGUACAUAUCCUCCUGAAUUCAUCUGCUGUGGCCCACAUCUCACCUCUUAAACUCCCUGCUCCAUAUCGUAAUGAGAGACAACUGGAGGAGGACAGAAAAUGCCAUAUAUUGAUGGCCACCACAGAUGGACUGCAUUUGGUGCAAUAUAUCCCAUUGUGCUGCACUGUGGUAUAUGGUUCUAAUGGGAUGGUAUAUUACGCUAUGGUAUUGUUGACCCCCACGUACUUGUGUUGCCCCGCCUUGUGUCAGUUUGGGGUCACUUUUAUUUAUUUAUUAUUUUUUUUACCAGGGCCACUUUAAGUUUCCAGCCCGCCUCUGCAUUUAAAAAUAAAACAGUAAACAUUACAUUCCUAAGCUCCUCUAGUGGUGGUUGCUGGUGCAGGGGAUUUGGAGCUUGGUAUCAGAAAAACUAGGCUUCAAUCGCUAUUAAUAUUAUAGCAAUAAUAUAAUAAUAAUAAUAAUAAUAUAGAAUUUUUAACUUAAAAGUGUCAUAGUGUUUAAAAGGUUAUUCACUUUAAAAAUAAUUAUCUUGGCCAGAGCUCCUGGGAGAAAGGAUAGCUUAGUGUUGAUACACAUUGUUGGAGCAGAUUUAUUAAGACAUGUCAUACAGUCUUAUAUAAAAGUAUGACAAAGUAAAAUGUGCCAGUGCACCAAAUUUAUUAAUAGGUGUAUACUUCUAAAUACAUUUGGCAUGUAAUGGUCUGUCCUGAAAAAAAAUGUGCCAAAAUUUGAGCAAUUUGCCGUCUUCUCAAUCUUUUUUGUGCAAUUUACAUUUUUGGUAGUUGUCUUGUACAGAUUGCAUCUUUUUAAUGUAAAAGAAA